This is a messenger RNA of Daldinia decipiens, 1096 nucleotides long. RefSeq lists its product as uncharacterized. The transcript is spliced from 2 exons. Lineage: Eukaryota; Fungi; Ascomycota; Sordariomycetes; Xylariales; Hypoxylaceae. The record is from RefSeq and is a predicted model, not a curated record. The coding region runs from base 149 to 964 and encodes 271 amino acids.
AGGACAGCUUACCUAGCGACUUAGUUCACUACUUCUAUUUCAUCAAGCUAAUCGUUUGCAGUGCUUCGCCGCAGCAUUAACUAUUGGCAUAGCGAUAAUAGUCAAGUAUGGAGGCGGACGCCAUGUUAUAUUCGUUACGGACUCGCGUAUGCUUAAUAUUUGGAAAGUGUGCGAUGAGGUUCUGUAUACCAUAUCGCUAGGUUUCAUAAAGCUCAGUAUCCUCAGGUUGUAUGGAAGUAUCUUCCAAUCAUGGAGAUUCCAUUGCUGCCUUUGGAUUUUUGCCGUUCUGAUGAUUGCCUUCCAUUUAACAGCCUCGAUUAUCGAUAUAUUUCAAUAUCGCCCCGUCGCCUUUUCUUGGGAUUUAACUAUUGGAAAUGGCACUUGCAUAAACUAUGGGUUAUUAUAUGUUCUCUUAACCAGGAUCGUCAAUAUCAUUACCGAUUUCAUUAUUAUUCUAUGUGCACCUAUCCCAUUGAUUUUAAGACUUCAUACAUCGAAGCAGAAAAAGCGGCUAUUGAUUUUCACUUUCGCCAUGGGUGGCAGCGCCUGUAUUGUUUCUAUUAUCCGUCUUGGGUUUAGCUUGGCCUUUGAUGCAACUGUUGAUCCAAGCUACGAUAACAUCCUUGUCAGCCUUCUUUCUCUCAUUGAGCUUAUGGCUGGCAUUCUUGCUACAUCAAUACCGACAUAUCGGCCAUUAUUCCGACACAUGAUGGCAAUGUUCAGUCCGUUUUCGAUUGAUCCACCGACCAAUAUCAACAGCAAGGGUAGCAAUGUUCGCACUAGCCCGCAAAUAAGUGCUGACGUUUCGGCUAGACAACUUGAAAGCAAUUGCCCCGGUAUAAACGUGACGAGACACGUUGAGCUUGUUCGAUAUACUAAUAUGGGAGGUAAUUGGAUUAGAGUUCCCGAUGAUAUCUAUACAGGAUGGAAUAGGGGCAGGGGUACGGGGGAUUACGAUACUUGAUGAUAUAUUUAUAUUCCAACUAAGUUGUUUGACUUACAGGGUACCCUAUUUCCUUUCUGAUACCCUAACCCUAAUCUAUGUCUACCAUCGUUAGUCGACUGAUGUCAAGGUAUAAGUGAGGUUAGUCAAGAA